Molecule: messenger RNA, 1114 nt
Organism: Aphanomyces astaci
Lineage: Eukaryota; Oomycota; Saprolegniomycetes; Saprolegniales; Verrucalvaceae
Exons: 5
Coding region: 34-1056 (340 amino acids)
Cellular component (GO): Golgi apparatus
Molecular function (GO): antiporter activity; GDP-fucose transmembrane transporter activity
Source: RefSeq, a predicted model, not a curated record
AACGCUCGCUUCAACAACAAUGCAUGUACAGAAAUGACAUCCCACGCACCAGUAGAUGUGGGGAUCAAGACACUGUUCCAUGCGCUAUGGCCGUGCGCAGUGUACCUAUGCCUGUCACUGAGCAUGAACAUCUUUACCAAAACCAUCAUCACGACGUACAAGUGGAACUGCGUGUACUCGCUGGCGGCUAUCCAGCACCUCUUCACAGUCGUGACGCUUACAUCCGCGCACAAGCUCCGCGUGAUCACACUUCCAGCCAUGUCUGCCGCCUGCUUCUUUCAAACGGCUUUACCCAUGGCGGCACUGCAUUCCAUCAACAACAUCGUUGGCUUUGUGUGCAUGGGUCUCGUCAACAUGCCCAUGUACCUCGUCCUCCGUCGACUCACGACGUUCAAAGUCAUGCUCUUGGAAAUCAUGUGGCGCCACGAAGCCAUUCCUGAUGCCAUGAAAGCAUCCCUUCUACUUGCUGCAAUUGGUAGUGUCAUAGCUGGGUUCAACGAUGCCACCUACGAUGGCUACGGCUACGUCCUCGUGCUAGCGCAGAACUGCUGCACCGCCCUCAACUUAAUUCUGGCCAAACAGUCGACCCUCGCUCCUCUCACGCUAGUGUAUGUGCACAGUACCGUGGGCGUGGUUGUCUGCGGUCCGUUGGCUGUGUAUUUGGAGCGCGCUCAAGUAGCGCACUUCUUCUCAACGUUGGCCGACCCCAUGUCGUUCUGCGCCUUAUUUGCCGUCAUGAGCAUCGUGUGCUUGAUGUACCAAGUGGCUAUUCACGUGUGCACUGUUCGCACGUCUCCACUGGCUACGUCUGUAACUGGCAACAUCAAAGACUUGGCAUCUACCGGGGCUGGCUACGCCUUGUUUGCGGACGUAGUCGUGACGUGGCUUAAUGUGCUGGGCGUGGCCAUCUCGUUUAUGGGCGCGUAUGGGUUCUCGUAUGUCAAGUACCACAUGUUGUUUAAGCCUCAGUCAAGUGUGUUGGGCCCGUGGUGGCCUCGACGCUUCUCAGCCCAUAAACUGCAGCAUCUCGUGCUCUCGAAGCCCAAAGCAUUCUAAUCGAUACUAGUAAUCCUAGACCAGGUUGCAAUGCUGUACAUGUUCAACUGGUACUGUA